This is a messenger RNA of Thlaspi arvense, 979 nucleotides long. Lineage: Eukaryota; Viridiplantae; Streptophyta; Magnoliopsida; Brassicales; Brassicaceae. The record is from the annotation of a GenBank genome assembly.
AUGUUCGCUUGCUCUAUGCUCAAAGUUGGAGGUAGUGAAGCAUUGGUUGCUAACGAGAACAGCGAUAAAAGCAUCAGCCCCGAUUUAGCAUCGUCGCCGAGUAAGAGACACCGUAUCGAUAUCACUGAUUCUACUGCGUCCGAUAAGUCCUCUAUUCAGCAGCAGCGGAUAGCUUCGUCCAGCAGCACGAGAUGGCUAUUGCUAAUUCCAACCGUUAGGAGAUCGAUGAAGAUCUACACAGCAGGCAGCUUCAUGUACGGACGUGAGAUGAUGAGGCGUCUCUUUGCUUCUAACGUGCUCAUCUUUGGGAUGAACGGCCUUGGAGCCGAGAUUGGUAUGCGUUUCUCGAUGAUGGUUUCUAGACUUACCGACGGUCCCAAAACCGAACUCGAUUUCUGGAAAACUCUGACGGUGGCGGGGGCUCAUACGAUCGGGCAUGUGGCAGCGACAGUGAGCAUGUCCAAAGUGGCAGUGUCCUUCACACACAUCAUCAAAAGUGGUGAACCAGCCUUCAGCAUCCUCGUCUCAAGUUUCUUCUUAGGCGACACAUUCCCUCUGCCUGUUUACCUUUCUCUCUUGCCAAUCAUCGGAGGCUGUGCUCUCGCUGCAGUCACCGAGCUCAACUUCAAUAUGAUCGGCAAAGCAGUGAGGAGAUGCGGUUUUCACAGGGGAGUUCGAUGCACCGAAAUUACUGAGAGCAGAGGACACGAUAAAAAGAACAUUCCUGUGAAGAUCUCAUGAGGGAUAUGUAAGCGUUGGAUCUGAGCAAAUGGAGUUGGAAGUCAACGGCUUAAGAUCUUGGCAUACUACUACGAUAUGUAUAAAAUAGUUUUUUUUACCUUCUUGCUGUAGGAUCCAAAGUUUAACUAAUUGAAUAAUCUAGCUAAAAGCUUAGACAAGAUCACUAGAUAUAUUAUAUUUUCUGGUUGUUAAUUUGUAACUUGAAGUCUACUUUGAAAUAAACGUAGGUAAUUUUUAC